AGUCAGUCCUUGUGCUGUAGCAGGAGGAGUAGUUCUUUCUUUCUUGCCAUUAUUCAUCGAGUCCUAAACCGCUUUAUCUUGGGUUUUUCUCAAGUAGAGAAAGAGAAAAGAAACACUAGCAAAACGGAGUUUGUCCUCAUGUUUUUGCAUUUGAUUCGAGUUUCUAUCUGAUUCAUUUCACAAUUCUCUGUGUAUAUACACUUCUUCUCUCUAUAUCAUCUCUUUACCUCUUACAUCUGUUAAUUGUAUUUAUAUAAAUCAAUAAAACCUACUUUUUUUAAUUUAUCUCCGUGACCAUGAUGAUGACCAGAUGAUUCUAUGAUCUCCAUUAAUUUUAAUGGUUUUUCUUUACAAGAACCGUCCUUGAUCAGAGGAAAAGACUGUAUUUUGAGAUUAUUCCAUGGAUACUACUAAUAAUAAGGGAAACAAUAACAACCAUCAAGUUCAGUUUCUCCAACAACAAUUACAAGUAGAAGAGCAACAUCAACAACAACAACUGCAACAGAUUUCGUACGGGAUGAUGAUGCAAUCUACAACACAAUCAUCACCUACUGCAAAUUUUAUAAGUAGCGGUAAAGAUACUGGUGGUAAUAAUCAUACUACUGCUAGUACUACAGGAGCUUAUGAUUUGGGUGAGUUAGAUCAAGCUCUGUUUAUGUAUUUUGACGGUCAUGAUCAUCAGAAUCAGCAUCAACCAUCAUCAGCCCAAGAACAAAGACAUCAGAACUCAACACCUGGGAUCAGACCUCCAACUUUGAACAUUUUUCCUUCUCAACCAAUGCAUGUUGAACCUUCUCCUACAAGACCAAUUGGAACAAGUAAUUUAAUUUCAUCAAAAAGCAGUGGGGUUGGUGGUGCCAAGAGACCAUCCGAAGUACCAUCCAUGGAGUUGAAUAACACGAGUUGCAGAAAUAAUAACGAUAUAGCUUCAGGAAAUAGCGAAGCAUCUAAAGUUAUAAAACGAGAAGGAAUUCGAAAGGUUGCUACAUCAAGUAAUUCAGAACAUGAGGGACCUAAAACACCAGACCCUAAAACAUUAAGGAGGUUAGCUCAGAAUAGAGAAGCAGCUAGAAAAAGCAGAUUAAGAAAGAAGGCUUAUGUUCAACAGUUAGAAUCAAGUAGGAUUAAAUUAACUCAACUCGAACAAGAACUUCAAAGGGCAAGAGCUCAAGGCGUGUUCUUAGGGGGAGGAGCUCAUCUUCUAGGAGAUCAAGGUCUUCCUGUGGGUAUCAGUAAUAUCAGCUCAGAAGCAGCAGUUUUCGACAUGGAAUACGCCAGGUGGCUUGAGGAACAUCACAGAAUCAUGUGUGAACUUCAAGCAGCAGUUCAGGAACACUUACCUGAGAACGAAUUACGACUAUUUGUAGAAAAUUGCUUAGCUCACUAUGAUGAAUUGAUCGGCUUGAAGAAUAUGAUCGUUAAAACCGAUGUUUUUCAUCUUUUUUCUGGUAUGUGGAAAACUCCAGCUGAGCGUUGUUUCAUUUGGAUGGGUGGAUUCAAACCAUCGGAGCUUAUUAAGAUGCUUUUGAGUCAAAUCGAACCACUGUCAGAACAACAGAUCUUGGGUAUAUGUGGGCUCCAACAGUCAACACAAGAAGCUGAGGAAGCUUUAAGUCAAGGGCUUGAUGCGCUACAUCAAUCACUCUCAGACACCAUUGCUUCUGAUGCUCUGAGUUAUCCAUCUAACAUGGGUAACUACAUGGGUCAGAUGGCUGUUGCCAUGAACAAGAUCUCCACUCUUGAAGGUUUUGUUAGACAGGCUGAUAAUCUGAGGCACCAAACGUUACAUCGGCUGUAUCAAUUGUUGACGGCUCGGCAGUCUGCAAGAUGUUUCUUAGCCAUUGCUGAAUAUUUUCAUCGCCUUCGAGCUCUUAGUUCUCUCUGGCUCUCUCGUCCCAGACAAGAAUAGUGAUAUCGAUCGAUUACACAAUACCAUUUCCAUCCAUACCCAUUAAUCAACCUAUAAUUCAAUAUACUAUUUUCUCUUAAAGUUCUUCAUUUGCUAAUUGUUGUUUUUCUUCUCUGCUCUAUCUUCUUAACUACUAUUUAAGGGAUACUGGAUUAGGUAUAUGAUGGCAUGCAGAUACUUAGUUUUCUCAACAUCAGCAGCAGCGCCACUAGCUAGUACUCUUUUGUUUCCAGUACUUGUUGUAUACAUAACUUAGUGAUGAUAGAUGUAAAGAAUGAAGGUAGUGUUGAAGCCACUCUACAUUAAACAAAACUGACUCUCUCUCACUGAGAAGAAUGCGAUAUCCGCGUAUUUUCUUGUUAA
This is a messenger RNA of Papaver somniferum (opium poppy), 2272 nucleotides long. RefSeq names its product bZIP transcription factor TGA10-like. Gene Ontology annotation, molecular function: DNA-binding transcription factor activity; sequence-specific DNA binding. NCBI's taxonomy places the organism in Eukaryota, Viridiplantae, Streptophyta, Magnoliopsida, Ranunculales, Papaveraceae. Bases 401 to 1909 code for a protein of 502 amino acids. The record is from RefSeq and is a predicted model, not a curated record. Gene Ontology annotation, biological process: DNA-templated transcription; regulation of DNA-templated transcription. The transcript has 11 exons.